AGUUCCACCACUUCCAAAAGCCCGUUGGACACAGUUUGGUGUCAAACAACCGCAGAAAAACCUCGAUUCUACACAUCUUGCCUCAGUGAUAGCAAUUGGCUCCUGUCCGUGAACAUGUAUGCUACUCGAGUUUUGGCUAUGAGGGCUUCCCGCCCCGUCUUUCGGCCUAUCCCGAAGGAAGAACAGAGUGCUCACACCAUCUCUCAACGUCUACGGACCUUGAAGAAGAUUCCUCCGGAAUUACUUCCUCUUGGUUUCGUCCUUUGCGUCGCAGUCGGCGCCGGCAUCUAUUCCAGCAUCAGGAAGUUUAUGACGGAUAAGACCCUUCGUCUAAGCCGCUCAAAGCCAGAGGAUCACUGAGAUUUGGUCGGGAAACCUGGGGUUCCAGGCGGGUUGUUCGAGAGAGGCGGUAUUUGGAAACACGCACCAGCAAUCUUCAAAUGUGUAUUGUUAUGCGAGGAGAGAAGCGCCGGUGGUACUUGUUGUAAAUAUAGCAUUCCAAGCAUGAAGGAUGUAGCAUUGGUGGAUCAAAAUCCGAGUUAAUCGAAAAUCUGAAGCGCCAAUAUAUCCUCCUUAGCUUUAUGCUGGAUUUGGUCCGGCGACAUCCAGGCCCUCUAGGCCUUGCAUUGGAUCUGUGCGACUAUUGACGGCCGACCUUGCCUGUUCAGCGGCCUGCUUAUCCUCCUCGCUGACGGCGUGUUGUGCAAGAUAGCCCUCCUAGAUCGUGGUGUAUCCUGUUAGAUACUAGGUACAUCAA
Messenger RNA from Coccidioides immitis RS, 757 nucleotides. RefSeq lists its product as uncharacterized. The record is from RefSeq and is a predicted model, not a curated record. The transcript is spliced from 5 exons. NCBI's taxonomy places the organism in Eukaryota, Fungi, Ascomycota, Eurotiomycetes, Onygenales, Onygenaceae. The coding region runs from base 115 to 360 and encodes 81 amino acids.